Molecule: messenger RNA, 1080 nt
Organism: Trichoplax adhaerens
Lineage: Eukaryota; Metazoa; Placozoa; Uniplacotomia; Trichoplacea; Trichoplacidae
Exons: 6
Coding region: 1-1080 (359 amino acids)
Biological process (GO): regulation of protein ADP-ribosylation; DNA damage response
Cellular component (GO): nucleus
Molecular function (GO): histone binding; poly-ADP-D-ribose binding
Source: RefSeq, a predicted model, not a curated record
AUGGCGCCAAGAAAGCUUGUAAAGAAACAGCCAACGGCAUCGAAUGUGGAAUCUUCAGGGAAAAGAAAAAAUGCUGAAGAAGAAUUCCAGGACAGUGUGCCGUCUAAUAAAAAAAGCAAGGAGCAUGAUUCUGAGAUCGAUUACAGCAAACGGAUUGAAUUCAUGAAAGCAAAAUUCGGUGUUACUAUGCCAGACGAUUUCUUUAGGUUCUAUGAAUUUUGCCAAGAAGUAAAUCCUACAGCUCCAUCAGAUGCUUUAAUGGAUACCCUACAGUUAAAACUGGUUGGAGCUUUCGACGUUUUAGCUGGUCAAUUUGAUGAUAGAGAUGAAUCAUCGAUAACUUCCUAUUAUUUACACUGGAGAUUUUAUUACGAUCCCCCCGAAAUGAUGACUUUGCUAGCCAGAGAAGAUGAAAGUUCGUAUCAUUUUGGCUAUUAUAGGGAUGAUCCAGAUAAAUUGCCAGAUUUAGUCGCAAGCAAUACUGGAGGCAAUUCGUGUGAACUUAAAUGUAUGGGUACUAACCUUUUCGCUGCAGUCAAAACCUAUAUUGACAAUCAACUGAAUCGUAAAGCGGCAAAGAAAGAAAUAAAUGAACUAGCCAGCAAAUUGCAAGAGUGGGCUGCAAGAUAUCAUUUCGACUUAAGCGUUAAUAGUAAAAGCGUAAAGGAAAGGAAGAAAUAUGUUGUCGCUAAUACAUUUCAUACGCUUGGUAUUGUGGUUCCAGUAGAUAAGAAAUUAGAUAUUGGAUAUAGGCCCCUGAAUGUUACUAAUGCAGCCCUUGGUAAAAUAUUAACUAAUAUUGAAAAAUGCAAGAACACGGCUCAAAGACUGAAAUUUCUAGAACCGUUAGAAGAACUCAUCACUUACGUACAAUUUGCAAACGAUGAAUGCGAUUAUGGUAUGGGACUUGAGCUUGGAAUUGAUUUGUUUUGUAGGGGUGAAGAAUUCAAUAAUUUUGCUCUGCACUUGCUAACGACUGCUUAUAGUUUAUUAAGAAGACCGUUAUAUGCCGAUAUUAUUAGUAUUCAUAUGACAAAUAGGAAACGUUCGUGUCUAAGUCAGUUACAGUUAACACGAUAA